AUGUUUCGAUUAUGUGUUACACCAAGUGCAAAUAAGACAAUUUUUAAAGUGAAUAUCAGGGAUGGAAGAUAUUUGGUUAAGUUUACAAAUAAUUUAAAUUUAAUAAAUAAUGGAGCAGUAGGAACAAUAGAAGCUUCUAGUAUGCAGUUUGUGUCAGAUUGUAAGAGGCAGUCGAAUGAAACAAUAUCUGUAUCUAAUAAUAACAUUCAGCAAAAAAAAGAAAAAGGAAAGAAAACCACAUUAUUGAUAAAAGAAGAUUUGAAGAUAUCAUCAGAACAAAAUGUAAAUGAGUCAGAAGCUCUAAAUAAAUUUAAAAUAUUGGGUGACUUAAAAUCAUUUCCUAUUUUGGGUUCUAAAGUAACAGAUAACUAUGGAAUAGAAUGUGUCGAAAAUAAUAUAAAUUCUAAAAUUCCAACUGUUGCAUAUAUCCUUAUAAAGACUCUGUCUGUCAAAGUAAACAAUGCUUUAAAGAAAUGGAAACAGAAUAUGAUUAGUACCUAUGGGAAGACAUACUUUAAUGCUUAUUAUAAAGGUGUAUUGAAUGAUAGCAAAUUAUUUCAUUCUUGUAUUCGAAAUGUGUUGUUAGAUAAAGAUAUUAAAAUUCCUGUUAAUAUUAAAUCAGUAUAUUUUAGCGUGCAACCAAUAUUAAGUGAUAUACAAAAGGUUUAUGCAGUUGAAACAAAUAUUACACAUCCAACAUUGCGAUACAAGGGCAGUUUAGACUGCAUUGCUACUUACAGGGGUGAGAUAUAUGUAAUUAAUUGGAAAAAAUCAGGGCAAUGGAAAGCAUCACUUGCAACAACUUUUGAUGCACCUAUACAACUUGCUGCUUAUAUUGGAGCUAUAAAUGCUUCCAAUAAGUUUUCAUUUAAGAUACAUAAAGGAUUGAUUGUUAUUGGUUAUACAAAUGGUGAACCUGCAAGUGUCUAUGAAUUAAAAAAUGGUAGUUUACAAGAAGCAUGGAAAGAAUGGUUAAGAAGGUUAGAAGAAUUUUAUACAAAGCUGGUCAAUGUAGAUUAA
Messenger RNA from Eufriesea mexicana, 1020 nucleotides. Its product is annotated as mitochondrial genome maintenance exonuclease 1. Gene Ontology annotation, cellular component: mitochondrion. Gene Ontology annotation, molecular function: single-stranded DNA exodeoxyribonuclease activity. The coding region runs from base 1 to 1020 and encodes 339 amino acids. The record is from RefSeq and is a predicted model, not a curated record. The transcript is spliced from 4 exons. Lineage: Eukaryota; Metazoa; Arthropoda; Insecta; Hymenoptera; Apidae. Gene Ontology annotation, biological process: mitochondrial DNA replication.